UUCCUUGUCUGUGGUUCCAUUCCAAAUUGAUCACAAAAUGCACAAUAAAAAACCUAUACAAUUUCAGGACAUUAUUUAGUUCAGAGAAGCUCUCCUUUUAAUAAUUUUGAAUAAUAUAUAGACAAAAUUUAUUUACAUAUUAAAUAAUAUUAAGUGGAUGACAAAUGACAAUAAAAUACUAAUAUAAUUUGCUUAAAAGUUGUGUCUUAUUAUAUAAGCGUUACCAAUAAUCCAAUGCAACACAUUAGUCCGUAAUAGUUUAACAUUCGUGAUAAUAAUGCUUUUCAUUUUUAAAUAGAAGUUUUAGAAUUUUGCCUUACGUUUUACCGAGUGUUAUUUAUUAAGUGAUUAUGGAGAAUGCCACAGAGAAUUGGGAUCCUUCUUUAACGCGGUUGUUAUCUUCGCUGAAGGAUGUGCAGUCGGAUGGAGAAGAUGUCGCAUUCCUAAGUGAGUUGCUCCAGUCUAGACAACUACAUGCCCUUGUUCAGGUGCAUAAUAAAAUAGUUGCAGCACAAUGUAAAGAUGACAAAUUCUUCCCUCUACUGUCAAAUGCCAUGCAGGUUACUCUGGAAGUUUUGGAAAUGUUCGGAAAUGUAAUUACUAUUUCCAAAGAAUUUGAAGAACUGUUAAUUUUGCUGCAGAAGCCUCAUUUACAGGCAAUUCUCUGUACUCAUGAUGCUGUGGCACAAAAAGACUUUUAUCCACAUUUACCUGAUGUCCCUCAAGAUUUGGACGAUGAAGAGGAAACUGUGAAGAUUGUUCAACUUGUCAAAAGUGAUGAACCAUUGGGUGGAGCUCAGAGUGCCGAGCCAAUAGUGGGUGCUACAAUAAAGACAGAUGAAGAGACUGGGAAGAUUGUUAUAGCUAGAGUGAUGCACGGCGGCGCUGCCGACCGAUCAGGCCUCAUACACGCCGGGGACGAAGUCAUUGAAGUAAAUGGAAUAAGUGUGGAAAAUAAAACACCUGCCGAUGUGCUUUCUAUUUUACAAAAUUCAGAAGGGACCAUUACAUUUAAAUUAGUGCCAUCUUUCGGAAAAGGUGGUUCAAGGGAGAGCAAAGUGAGAGUUCGUGCCCUAUUUAAUUACAACUCUUCUGAAGAUCCGUAUAUACCAUGUAAAGAAGCCGGGCUUAAUUUCAAGAAGGGUGACAUUCUGCAUAUAGUUUCCCAAGAUGACGCAUAUUGGUGGCAAGCACGUCGUGAAGGCGAUCGUGUUAUGCGAGCGGGGCUCAUACCGUCCAGAGCUUUACAAGAGGGUCGUAUUAUACAUGAGCGGCAAGCUGAUCCGCAAACUAUGGAUGGUAAACCUGCACUUUGCAGUCCUUCGCAGGCAAAUUCGGAGUGCGGGCCAAAAACACCUUGUUCGCCAACGCCAAAUGCCACCGCCCUGUUGCCAUGCAAAUCGUUACCCAAAGUUAAAAAGAUCAUAUACGACAUUAAAGAGAAUGAUGAUUUUGAUAGAGAAAUUAUACCUACAUAUGAAGAGGUGGCCAGAUUGUACCCACGACCCGGACUCGUGAGACCCAUAGUACUAGUAGGCGCGCCCGGCGUUGGUCGCAAUGAACUACGGCGCAGGCUCAUUGCGACUGAUCCAGAGAAAUAUGUUACACCGGUACCUUAUACGUCUCGCCCUCAAAAGCCUAGUGAGCAAAAUGGAAAGGAGUAUGUGUUUGUUACGCGUGAGAAAAUGGAGCAGGACAUAUCUGACGGAAAAUUUAUUGAGCACGGAGAGUAUAAAGGAAAUCUAUAUGGAACGUCUGCGGAGAGCGUGGAGACGAUAGUGAAUUCAGGACGUGUUUGUAUACUGAGCCCGCACUGGCAGGCACUCAAAAUGCUGCGCACUCCACGACUAAGACCAUACAUCAUUUUUAUAAAACCGCCAGUAUUAGAAAAGCUCAUCAAGACGCGGACAACAGCUAACGCGCGCUCUACGUUUGAUAAGGAUAGCUCCAGAGCGUUUACGGAGGAGGAGUUUGCGGAUAUAGUGAGAUCUUCUAAUCGCAUAAACUUUUUGUAUGGCUACAUGUUCGACGAGGAGAUAGUGAAUGAGGAUUUGGCGUCGGCCCUCACUCAGCUCCUCAAGAUGGCGUGGAGAGUGCAGUCCGAACCACUGUGGGUGCCUGCUGCGUGGGUCCAGUGAGUCGUAUCUGAUUAGUUCAAAUUUAUAACUCGUUAAAUUCUUUAGGAUAAAGUUAAUUUAUUUUUUACACCUGUUUCUGUUAUUCAUUUACGUUGUAUUAGAUUUGUAGUGUUACGUUAUGAUUUGUAUAUUAUCUCAUAUCGCUGGCGGCGUGAGAUAAGUUUUGUGUGUAUUAUGUUAAUAUAAGUUUGUUUUGAUGUUGUAGAUAUGUAUAAAGUCGCCGUUAUGCCUUUGUAUAUAUACAAGAAAGUAUGCUCUCCCUGAUAGGUAUAGACAUUUUGAUUUUUUUUGAACUUAAAUCGACAUGCCAUAUUAUUUAGCUAAUAACCUUAACCUUUAAGUAUUAUAUUAAAGCAAAUUAAAGUACUAUUGUUAUCCUAUAAUUUUAAAGAAUCAAAUAUCAAGAGCCUUUUGAAUACUAUCUAUAAUUAUAAUACCCUUUUUCAUAACCUUAGUUAUGCAACUAGAACCUGCCAUAUUAUAUCUAAUGUAUUUUUGAGCUCAAUAUUAUGUAUGCCAUGUAAUUUAUUAAUUUAAAAUUGUUAGAAGGAAAGCUAAACACCAUAGCCUACAUCGUUGAAUCGGCGUCUUCCCUUUGUACAUAAUCAGGGUGAGUUUCCAAGGAUAUCGUAUGUCAGUUAAUAAAUAAAAUGAUUUAGUUAUUAGUCAUCCAACGGGCCUUACAUUGCAAUAAUGAAACAUACCAUUGCUACAUGAGACUUAAUAUUAGAUGAAAUGUUAAAAGAUAAAUUAUUCUGGAAUUUUGCUACAUAGUAUUAUAACGAGUUAAUAUCGUAAUGAAAGAAUAUAUUCUAAAUUCGCUAUGAAUAAAUGAAAAUUUUUACUUUGAUAAAUUUAACACCCUUUAAAAUUGAUAGUAAUCUUCUUUUAUAGUGCUUAAUAUCAAUAAAUUUUAACGUUUUUAUAGUAUAUUUACUACAUAAUCUGCGUGUUAUUUACUCAUACAAUGUACCUAGCUACUAAGUAAAGAUCAGCCAUAAUAUGCCCGUGAAUGUAAUGAAAUAAUAAUAAUUGGCUAAAGUAACGGCCGGCUUCAAUUAUUUAUUUAUAUAUUUGUGAUCUGACUUAAAGUUUUGGGAUUUAAACUAUCGUGAGUGUUAUUCAUGUUAAUUUAUUAUGAAGCACGACUAAAACCACGCGAUACAACGUCGGAGUAUGCCCUUGCUAUGAGCUAGUCCUUGCGACGCGGCGAGGAAUGCUGCCGCUUGUUGCUGCUUGUUUUAUAAUAAAUUAAUAUGUCGUAAAGUUGGUUGACAUGUUGCGGUUUGAUAUUAAAAGGUUCAUUCACAAUGGCGUAAAGAAGCAUCGCGUCUUGCUUUUACACUUUAGUUACUAUAAACGAGUGGGUCUGAUACAUGGGCGUAGCCAGGAUUCUGUCUAGGGGGAGGCAGUUAUACUUAAAUUGAGUAUUUCACAUUACAAAUUGAUACUUUCCGACCGAAACUAGUUUUACGGCCGAAACCGAAACAUUCACAUAUGAUAGCUUGGUUUGAACCUAUAAUACUGCUGUCAAUGGGUUAUCGCCUACCUUUCAAGUUUUGUAGACAAAAUCACAGAAAACACAUGUACAAGUUAGUUAAAUCUUUGAAUAUCUUAAAAUUUGGUAUGAAGCCCCAAAGACCGACCGCUCAGGUAGGGGGGCUGCUGCCCGAAACCUUAAUCAGCUGCCCUCCCUGCCCGUACCUCGCUACGCCUAUGGUCUGAUAGCAAUUGAGUCGAGCGAAUAGGUAACUCACGAAGCCAUAAUAAAGUAGUAAAUGAAGACGGAGUUCAAUAUGCUAUAUCGUGUGAAAAAUGUGGCGACGCUUCGCUUUUUUGUGAAAUGGAGGAGAUGGACGAGACGCCGAUGGGAAUGGAGCCUUAUGUUUCUUCUUUUUAUUAAUAAUUUAUAUAACAGAUAGAUAGUUUGUAGAAACCGGCCGUUUAUGUUUAUUAUAAGUGUCAUUUAUGAGUGCUAAAUAAACCUUAUAUUAUUACCUACCAGUAUAGUAUAGAAUAGUAAUUUUAAAUUCUAAAAGUUGUGAUAUAUGAUGGAGCUUACUGCAUACUUUCAAUGCAAUCUGUUUGAGAUUGUAGUGUACGUAGACGGAGGAAGAAAUAGACUACUGAUUGACGUUCAGUUGUUAGUCAAACUAUUCAAAUAAAUAUUCCAUAUUGACGUGAUUUUAACAUCACAACAUACUACAUAAAUCUAUAUUUUACCACUAUAUUUAAAGUUACUCAUAAUUUGCAGCAAACUGUAGUUUUCCGCUCUUACAUACAUAACAUAGUGUAUGUUCGUUUUAUAUUUAUUCAAUAAAUGACAAUUUUCAACAUAGUAGUUUUCAACAAGAUGUAUUCUUAGGUAUUAAAAAACUGCACGUGUCAUCCAUUGUAUAUCGCAUUGCAUUGUCUCGUUUCUUUAGAGAGUCCACACGUAAGCUGUUCUCUUUAUUUGAGAGAAUGUGACGGAUGUUAUCUAUUACUUUCUUUGUCUACGGUAAUUUACGGUUAGACAAAAGUCAAUCGAAUAUAAUUUAUUAAAAUUCAAUUAUUAAAUAAUAACGUUAGGAAGGAAUCGCAAGCAACUGUUUACAGGCGUGUUGCAAUUGCGGUAUUGUUUUAUUUACUAUUUUUAAAUUCACAGGAUUCCUUUCGAGGCUCUGUGUUUAAAUAUCAUCGUAUAUUAUUUAUAUUAAAUAUUGAACGCUCUUCUGUAUGUUUUUUCUUAUGAGACUAAGUAUACUUUAUUUUAUCUUAAUAAGCAUUGUAUUAUUUCUACUGUUUCUAUCUUUUUUUUUUUACUUUAUUUUAUAGCAAACCUAGCUAAAAAAAAUACUAGCAUUUUUCAAUAAACUGGCGUAUUUGAAGACUCAGUAAGAACCAAGAAGGUAAGUAAUAACGACAGACAACGCAUACGUUAUACUUAUAGAGGUCGCCGAUUUUCAACGCCCCUUACCACCCGUUGCUUGGGCACUCUAAUGUCCCGCAGCGGGAGUUUUGAUUAUUUUUAAUAGUGUUUUGUAUUUUAUUAACAUUGCUAAAAAUAAAAAAAAGUACAAAUAAUAAAUGAUUAAAACUUCUCAUGUGGCACAGUGAUAGUUAUAUUACUGAUCAACAUCAUCAUCAUCAUAUCAGCCGGUGGACGUCCACUGCAGGUCAUAAGCCUUUUGUAGGGACUUAAAAACAUCACGGUACUGACCCAUUGCAUCCAGCGAAUCCCUGUGACUCGCUUGAUGUCGUCAGUCCACCUGGUGGGGGUCGACCAACAGUGCGCUUACUAGUGCGGGGUCGCCAUUCCAGCACUUUGGGACCCCAAUGUCUAUCGGCUCUAAGAACUAUGUACCCUGCCCAAUGCCACUUCAGCUUUGCAACUCGUUGAGCUAUGUCGGUGACUUUGGUUCUUCUGCGGAUCUCCUCAUUUCUGAUUCGAUCACGCAGAGAAACUCCUAACAUAGCUCGGUAUUACUGAUGGCAAUUAAAAAAUAAACAAAAUACUGGAUGUUAUCACAAAAAACUCAUGAUGCCCUAUAAACAGUCAUUGAAUUUACUUUUAUUUAAAAAUAAAAGUAAAUUCAAUGACUGUUUAUAGGACAUCAUGAGUUUUUUGUGAUAAUAUCCAGUAUUUUGUUUAUUUUUUAGUCAUUGAAUUUACUUUUAUUUUUAAAUAAAAGUAAAUUCAAUGACCGGUGGUAGAAUCUUUACAAAUAGUCAACUGACGUGUCAAAAGUGCUUGUAAACUGAGCCUACUUAAAAUAAAUGAAUUUUGAAUUUUUGAAAAAUAAUUCCGGAAUAAAAUAAUACUCAAUUAAUUAACUAACUUCCGCGGAAAAAGUCGGUGCGUUGCCUAGACUAGUAGUCUGAUUUAUUCAUUAAAGUCACUAAAAAUCUUGUGUUUGUGUCAGUUAUUAGUCAAAUUAAAGAAGACAAUAUUAGCUAAUAAUAGAAUAAUUUUACUGUCAUCACUGUUUGACUCGAAAUAAUUUAUUACAGCCACCUACAUAGUAAUUAGGUUCAGAACAUAAUGAUUGACUGAUGUUCCUUCACUUUGUCACAACGCUAUCUAUGGUUCAAUAAAAUCUGGUAUCACAGGAAAUGUCAGUGGAGGUCGCAGGACUCUACAUUCGACUAUAGGAGAAAUGCUAAACAUAAGCCAAAUCGCAGGAUCCUUCUAUAAACCGUAAUAAUAAUUUAAUGUUAAUAAGAAACUAAGAUGCAAGUACAAAUCCGUUAUUUGUAGGUGGUAAAUAAACUAAUACAAAUUUCAUUUUAUACACUUUUCUAAUUUCUUUAAUAUGGAUAACUCUUUGACUAUUUUACAAAUAUUUUGGUUUUAGUUUUGAUUUAAAAAAAUACUUAGUCAUACAGACACUAGGUUAGAAUUUUAGUUGUCUACAUAAGUAAAUAAAAUUUAUAAAUAAAAGAAGCGGAUUAUACUAGCCUUUUACUAAUUUAAGCCGCCACAUUAUAAAUAUAGCGUGAGCGAUGCUAACAUGCAGCGAAAGUUGCAAUAGGUUAAUAAUAAUUAGUUGUAAUUUAUAUUGAGCGUAUAGUAAGUGAAAUAGUUCCACAUUUGAGGUCCCAACCUCAGCUCCGAAAGGUGUAGGGUUUGUCCUCGCUGGUUGGACUAUUGUACCCACAAGUACAAGAUACCCGCUUACUUGAAAGGGAAUAUUAGUCUUGUUUAAAAUAUAUGGCUAAUAUUCUUUAAAAAAAAAGAAAAAAAACCCAAAAAAAUAUAUAAAUUAAUUUUCCUUUAAAUUUUAAGUUGACUUUUAGAAAUAAGAAUUAAAUAAUGAAUAAAUAAAAAUAAUAAAUUGUGUAAUCGAUACGCAAAAAUAAUUAAAGUAAAAUUAAGCUUAACACCAAAAGCCUUAUGUACAUUUCAAAUGUAAAGAGAGUUCUACAUAGUUACAUAUUAAUACUUUAUUUAUACGGGUACGGAUUUUUAAUUCAUUAAUAUUUAAUAAGUUUAUGAACAACAGCGGACCCAUUAAUUUUGGUUAACAUUAUUUUUUUGUAUUGGCUGUUUGGAUAUUUGGAAAUCUCUUUUUUUUUGUUUAAUACCUUAUUUAUUAAAGAAAACAAAAAAAAAAACAUAUUCAAAUCGGUUAAGUGAAAAAAUGGUUUAUUAAUUUUAGUGAGACUGCAAUCCAUUUUACAUAUAAAAUGAAUUGCAGUCUCAUGUAUGAAAAAAGUUUAGAUUUUAAUAUUUGCGAUGAUUUAGUAUAUAACUAUAGGUAAUUCUUUAAAUUAGGACAUUUAGUAAGUAGUAAUAGUACAAUGACACUUUUGAAAAAUGCCUUUAACUCCAAUAUGUGAAGUCAAGUAACUGACAUUGCGGAGUCCAGUAGCUGUAAAUAUUGUUGUUGUGUUUUUAAUAAUAUAAUCCGUGCUUUCUUCAAUUGUAAAAUAAAAUAUUCUUGAUUUUCUAAUAACUAAUAAAUAUAUAACUAAAAUAUUUUUUCCAUGUAAUAAUCACUUCAAAUAUGUUAUUUACAUACUAUUUUAAUAAAAUUUCAAAUUAUUAGUUUAAUCUAAAAUCUGUGUUGUAAUUGCAAAUUUCUAAUUUAAUACAUUAUAGAAUUCCUCAACCUGGAUGUAGAUCGCAAAUAAAUAUGGUAUCUUUAGUCUAGUGUAUCAAUUUUGGAAUUUUAAUAAAAUAUAAAGAUCAUUCUUGGAAUUAAAUAAUGGACUAUACUCAGCAAUAUCUCGCUGCAAGCAGUUUUUAAUCAAAUAAGUUUCACAUACGAGCUAUGUGCACGUGCAAGCGAAAUAUAUAUCUAUAAUAAACAGGUCAAAAAAAUAUUCAAUUAGUUUGACAGUUAGUUCAUAUAACAACUUGUAUGAUACUGAAAUCAUGGAAUUCAUAUUCAUAUAUAUAUAGUUUCAUUAGUUUAAAAUAUAUUUAUUUAUAUUGUUUUAUUUAAAUUUUAUAUACCCUUGUUGAUAAUGUUUUCGAAUGACUACGAUAUUAAGCUCUUACCUCGUCUCGUCGGCCCAUAAAUAAUUUAUCCAUGUCUAUGUUGCUUAACUACGGCUCACUCUCUCCGUAAGGUUUGUUUUUAUUUUUCUGAUUGUGUAAGUUCCGUAGGCUCCUUAUAGGACCUUAGCGGCGUCACCGGGGGGUUUGGGCGAGCGCAGAAGCAUUGCCUGAUGGGGCCCGAAGGCAGAAGCAGAGUAGAUGGGCGGAACGACUCUCUAAGGGCGUCUCCUCUGAGACUCGGACCUCGGCUUAGAGGGCCGUUCUGGAAAGGGUGUUUUGGCCUGAGUUUAUCAGUCCAGGCGCCCUCAAGAUUGUGAGUUAAAAAGCCCACGUCUGGGUGACGUCAGAUAUCGGGGACGUAAGGCUUGUGGAGCUAUUAUAGUCUUAAGGACCCACUUAGUGAAGGGCAUAAUAGUAAAAUAUAUGUAGCCAUAAGUAACGUAAUGGUAUCUUGUUAAUAUUUAUGGGUUUUUGUUUCUUUAAAAAGUCCAUUCUGGCACAAAUAAUCUGUUCAUUCUGUUUAAUUCAUUUUUAUACUUGAACCUAAUAUCCUUCCUGAGUAUUUUCAUCAAAGUAUUUAAUAUUAGCUAAUUGUUCUUGAUAUUUUUCGAAGAUUUUGUAACACAUGAGCACGAGAGAGAGAGACUAGAGACUAAUAAUGGCCCCGGUCCUCUGCACAUCUCUGCACAUUUAUGACCCGAAGAGACAGUACAUAUAGAGCUUAAUAUCAUAGACUCCUGCGUACAAGAGAGUGCGCGAUAUACUCCGAUCUGCUUACACAAUUGAUAAAAGCGCCUGCAGCGAGAAUUUAUCAAGCCAACCUAUCAAGUUGGCUGUCAAAUAUCUGUCAGAGGUGUUUUUAAAAAAUAAAAACUUUUCUUCUUCAAAUAGUGUAGCAACUUUAUAAUCUUAUCUUAAUCUUAGACAUUUGUAAACCUUAGUGGUUAUUUGUUAAAAUACUUAUUAGAUUUUUGAUAUUAUAAAACUAGCAUAAAAGUUGAAUCACGAAAGGUAAUACAUUUCCUUCAAAUAAACAUAAAAAAUAUUAAAGACACGUUUUAAACAUUCAAAACUAUUUUAGCGUCAAAAGCGAUCGCGUACUAUGACGUCGCAACUGUCAAAAGAUACUUUUCUAUUCAGAACUAGUUCUAUUUUAGCGCCAAAAGCGAUCGCGUACUAUGACGUCGCAACUGUCAAAAGAUACUUUUCUAUUCAGAACUAGUUCUAUUUUAGCGCCAAAAGCGAUCGCGUACUAUGACGUCGCAACUGUCAAAAGAUACUUUUCAAUUCAGAACUUGUUAAUGUGUAAUGAACCAAAUGUGAACGUUUAUUAUGUUCUAUUUACCGGGUUUUUUUUAUAAACAAACUCUUUAUAAACAAAAUAUGUAUAAUUUAAACUGAUAAAAAUUACAAAAAUAUUGUUGCAAAUAGAUUAUGCUUUUAAUAAAAAAUACAAGAUGUACAAACAAACAACACAAGUUCGGAUCUCGUACAUAUUCCUUGUUAAAUGUUUCUAAAAAAUAUAUACAAUAAUUGUCGAAGUAACAUUUUUUCCAUUUAGACAAAGUAAAACAAUCUAUUUACUAUUUCUGUAAUUUGAAAUUUCAAUCUAUACUAUAUUUUAAUUUCGACCAUUUACUUAUUAUUAGCUUAUUCUGUAGAAUAUUUAGUGUUAGUCAUCAUGUAAAUAUAACAAAGCUACGGCGCACUUGACGAAGGACUACUACCAUUAAUAAUAAUUUAAAAAUUUAAGGAAUGUCUACUGAUAAUAAAUAAUCAAAGAUUAUUCCAUUUAGACAAAGUAAAACAAUCUAUUUACUAUUUCUGUAAUUUGAAAUUUCAAUCUAUACUAUAUUUUAAUUUCGACCAUUUACUUAUUGUUAGCUUAUUCUGUAGAAUAUUUAGUGUUAGUCAUCAUGUAAAUAUAACAAAGCUACGGCGCACUUGACGAAGGACUACUACCAUUAAUAAUAAUUUAAAAAUUUAAGGAAUGUCUACUGAUAAUAAAUAAUCAAAGAUUAUUCCAUUUAGACAAAGUAAAACAAUCUAUUUACUAUUUCUGUAAUUUGAAAUUUCAAUCUAUACUAUAUUUUAAUUUCGACCAUUUACUUAUUAUUAGCUUAUUCUGUAGAAUAUUUAGUGUUAGUCAUCAUGUAAAUAUAACAAAGCUACGGCGCACUUGACGAAGGACUACUACCAUUAAUAAUAAUUUAAAAAUUUAAGGAAUGUCUACUGAUAAUAAAUAAUCAAAGAUUAUUAUAUUUAGUGGACUGUCUUACAGCAGAUAGAAUAUAAAAUUAUUAAUACAAGUAUAUUUAAUUAUGUGUGGUUAGAUAUCGCUAGAUUUUAUUUAUAAAACUGUUGAUAAAUCGCAGAUUUAAAAAGCAGUGUAUGAAAAAAGAUACACAUCGUAGUUGUAAAUAGUUAUGUGUAAGACUAUAAUUAACAUUUUUGAAUUAAUAAUUUUAAAAUUAGUAUAUUUAACAUAGAUAAAUAUUUGAGGUUAUUUUUGUUAGUACUCCUACUCCCAAAGAACGUAGCUUUCUAUUGGUAAAAUAAUUUUCAAUAUCUGUUCAGUAAAUUAGAGUAGUCUCAACAGCUCAACGGUAAGAGCGGUCGGACUUAUCACCGAAGGGUGGUGGUUCGAUUCCCGCCCCGUUGGUCUAUUGUCGUACCCACUCCUAAUACAGUCUUUUCCGACUAGUUGGAGAGGAAUGGGAAUAUUGCUCAUAUUUAAAAGAUAUGGCAAAUAUUCAUUUAAAAGAA
Messenger RNA from Bicyclus anynana (squinting bush brown), 10890 nucleotides. RefSeq names its product MAGUK p55 subfamily member 7 (gene metro). Bases 351 to 2138 code for a protein of 595 amino acids. The transcript has 11 exons. Gene Ontology annotation, cellular component: plasma membrane; cell-cell junction. Gene Ontology annotation, molecular function: protein binding. NCBI's taxonomy places the organism in Eukaryota, Metazoa, Arthropoda, Insecta, Lepidoptera, Nymphalidae. The record is from RefSeq and is a predicted model, not a curated record.